AUGGUGCUACAUGCAUGGCGAGGCUACAAGACCUAUGCAUGGGGAAAGAACGAAUUACGACCAGUCAGCAAACGAGGCCACACUGCUGGAAUCUUCGGAAGAGAGGAUAUGGGGGCAACAAUUGUGGAUGCUCUUGAUACCCUGUACAUUAUGGGGUGUAUGGAGGAGUACAAUGAAGGGCAUGCAUGGGUGCAAUAUAAUUUAGAUUUCAAUCAGCUGAGAUCAGAGAUGUCUGUUUUUGAGACAAAUAUCCGAUUUGUUGGAGGCUUACUUUCUGUAUAUGCCUUGACUGGGGAUAUGUUGUUCAGAGACAGGGCUCUUCACAUUGCACGAAAGCUUCUGCCAGCUUUCGACACUCCAACUGGUAUACCUUAUGCGCUCAUCAAUGUUGCUAAUGGGAUUGCCAAAAAUUAUGCUUGGGCAAGUGGAGGAUCAAGCAUUUUGUCUGAGUUUGGAACCCUGCAUCUUGAGUUCGUGUACCUGUCUGACAUAUCUGGAGACCCAAUUUUCCGUGAAAAGGUCAUGCGAAUUCGUGAUGUUAUCAGGAAAACAGACCGUCCUGGUGGUCUUUAUCCAAACUACAUGAAUCCCAAAACUGGGAAGUGGGGCCAACGCCACACCUCUGUUGGAGCACUGGGAGACAGCUUUUAUGAAUAUUUACUAAAAGCAUACAUCCAGUCUGGGGGCAAGGAUGAAGUGGCCAAGGAGAUGUAUGAGGAAGCCAUUGGAGUGAUCACAAAUCGUUUAGUCUUGAAGUCACACACUGGCCUGACUUACUUGGCUGAGAGCAAAUUUGACCGUCUUGAGCACAAGAUGGAUCAUCUUGCUUGUUUUGCAGGUGGAAUGUAUGCUUUGGGAGCAAAGAGCAUCAAUAAUCAAGUUUCAACAACACACUUAGAAAUUGCAGAGGGUCUUGCCAACACUUGUCAUGAAUCAUAUGCACGCACCCCUACUGGUCUUGGCCCAGAAAGCUUUAGGUUCACAGAGGGUAUAGAGGCACGUGCUCUAAAAUCUUCUGAGAAGUACUAUAUCCUCCGGCCUGAAGUGAUUGAGAGUUGGUUCUACAUGUGGCGAUAUACUAAGGAUCCCAAGUAUCGGGAAUGGGCUUGGAAUGCUGUUUUGGCCUUGGAAAAGUACUGUCGGACUGAGGCUGGAUACAGUGGAAUUCAGAAUGUGUAUAUGGAAAAUCCACAAAAGGAUGAUGUACAACAAAGCUUUGUUUUUGCUGAAACAUUUAAGUACCUCUACUUAAUCUUCUCGGACGAUUCACUCAUGAGUUUAGAUGAAUGGGUCUUCAAUACAGAAGCACAUCCACUUCCUAUAGCUGGUAAAAACUCUUUUUACCGGAAAGUUCAAGAAUCCGAGAGCCAGUGGUAAGACAUCGGAACGAGGCUUUUGAUGAAGAUUCGCUGUCACUAAUAAACAGUGGAAUGUGAUGUUUUGUCCUAUUACUUUUGUUGGUGUCUGUUUUUUAUAAUAUGGUUCACAUUGGCCAAUCCUAAGGUAAUACGCUACAUAUGCUAAUUUUUAAGCAGAAUGGGAGCCAUGGUAUAAAAAAAUGGUAAUUCGCAUUGUAAGUGUUGACACAUUGAAAUGAGAAAUUUUAUGAAUAUUAAUUUUUUUUUCUGUUUUGGUACCUUUUGUUAUUGGUCAUGUUAAUGAAUUAGCUAAUUUUCACAAUUUUAAGAUGACUACUUUUGUUUAAUCAUAAUGGGAGCCAUAGUAUAAAAAAUAAUUUGUGUAAAGAAAAUUAUAAUGGUUGAAAAAUAAUCUUAAUUUUAAAAUAUUGGAAUAGAGAAAUCUGCAAACAGAAAAUGUGCAAAUAGUACAUGAUUUGACAUUUGAGGUAUUGGCCCAUUUUCUUAGAUUUCUUAUAAAUGUUUUCUAACCCCUUUGAUCCGGGUGAUGUUACCAUCACGUCACAAAAAAAAAUUGGGUUGAGGGCCGGGUGAUGUUAACAUUGUGUCAUAGAACAAAAUUUUGGCCAUGGGCCUGGUGAUGCAAACUUGCCAUCAUGAGUGAAGGCCAGGGUGAUGGAAAAGACUCGCCACGAGUGCACAAACCCUUUGGUGGGUGAUUACUAAUUUGACAUUUAGAAGGGGGCUUUUGCAUUAUUCCCAAUGAUAAAUGAGUAUGGAAUGUAAUGUUCGUGAGCCAUGACUGGAAGAUUACCAGCUCUAAGGAGGACACUAUUUCCACGCUCAGCAUUGUAUUCCUGGCCACUGUGACCGGCGGUCCAUUUUAUAUUAUGUAAAAUUGAAUAUUAUGAAAAAAUAAAAUCUAUGACACAAGUAACAAAAUGUUAAUUUUUUUUUUCUUGCACUUAUAUAUUAGCUACAAAGAGAGAUGACAUGGAGUUUGCAAGGAAAACAGUCUAUUACCAUUUGGAUAAAGCAAAUCCAAAGACAAAUAUGGACAUUGGAAAAUGGCAAAAAAACUUUUAAAAUGUUUAUACAAAAUAAUUUUGCAAAGGGGAGGCAUGGACAAGUGGCACUGCACGUGAGUAUUCAUGUUCGCAUGGCCUACAUGCUGCAUGCCCGGCAGAUUGGACACUUGCGUAACCUAAUGGCCGUAUUUUCGGUCAUGUGAUUGGCUUGAUGCAACUGGAUCCAAGGGGUUAAUUGUAUGAAAAAAGAAAAAAAAAAAAAAAAAAAAAAUUGUUUGUUGCAAGAGGUAUGAAUCCCACAAGCUCUGCCCUGUCCAUUACUGUUGACUGUGAGAAUUGCAAAAUCAGUGAUAAAAGACUCAAGCUUGUGUUAGUAGAAGGCUUAAGAAACCUGAAACCUCUUUUAGGUUUUACAUGCCUUUAUUAUAUUGUUCAUUUGAUAAAGAGUCCUGAUUGCUGAUAUUGCAAAGUGUACAGAGCUCAACCAAAAGUUAUAAUCACUGUCGGCUCUUUUCAACAAUACGUUGGUGCAUGUGUCUGUGUGUGUGUACAUAAGAACAGUAUAUAAAUGCUGUAGAAUAUACUGAUAAUAUUGUUUUAUGGAACUUGAUACUCCAUUGAUAUUAUACAAGGGAAUGUUGUAUAGAAAGGAAAUGGAAUUUUCCUGGUGCAUUGGGAUUUAUUUAUUAUAUUUCAAUUUCUUAUAAUGUGUUUAUGGUGCUGUAAGGGUUAGAUUGCAAUCCACUAUCUAGCUUUGUGAACAUCCUUAGGUAUGUCAUACAAUCAUUUGCUUUCACAUUUACUGCUUAUCAGUAAUCCAUUGUAAAGUGGAGAAAGUUUAGAGAAUUUCUGUAGAAUUGGAAGCAGUGUAAACUUGCUGAUUAAAGUACCAGUGUUUAUUGGUAUGAAUUCAGUCUUGUCUUGUUAAAAAGAUAACGAGAAAUGCAUUAAAAAUCAAUGUCACUUGUAUAUGCUGUGUAGAGGAUAUAUAAGACUAUAAAAUGCAGCUAAAAGCAUCAGAGCAUAUAAUGGAUGAAGUAAUCUAAAAUAUAAACAGGUAAAUUCUUUAUUGUACCAAUUUCUCCAUGAGAGUCAAUAAGUUGUAACGUUAUUCUUGAUGCUGUUAACCUUAAUAGUAACCCUUUAUUAUCAGAAUAUUCUACUGCAUCUGUAAUUAUAUUUUGUAUAUGUAUAUUUAACAUAGGAUAUUUUUUGUAGUAUAUAAAUUUGUAUCAUUUUGCAUUUUAUUUGUAAUUCAUAUUUAAAUACUGUGCAUUUUUUAAAAGUGAUUUUAUUUAGAUGGAGAUAUUAUUUAUAGAUAGCUUUUGAUUUUGGAUUUGAUGGUUGAGAUGGUUAAGCAAUAAGAAUAAUUCCAAUACUAUGAUUCCAUGUUUUCUUUAGUUUGGUAUUUAUCAUUGAGAUGCAGAUAUAAAAAAAAGAAAAAAAAAAAUUAGGCUACUUCAUAUAAGCAAUUUUUGUUUCUGUGUUAUACUGUCAAGCAAAAUCUCUCCAUGAUAACUUCAUAUAUUGUUUAGAUGAAUGCGUAAUGUUUGUAUAUGUGAAUGAAAAGAGAGAUACUUGAUUGUAAUUUUUGGUCAAGUGUUAUAAACUAUGAGAUGAAGGUUGUUGUUAAAAGAUUGUUUAUGGGAUAUUUUUGUAAACAUUAUCUUGCAGGUUACAAGCUGGCUUGUUGAGGUCCUAAGAGUUUUUUUUUUAUUUUGAUGUAUUAGUGUGACAUUAAUUAAUGGGGUAGGAUAGGGUAGAAGAAUCCAUAGUAUGAGAAUGAUUUUUAGUUGUAAAACUUAUGAUCAGGUAUAACUUCUUACAAAACAAGCAAUCCACAGCAUACCUGUCUUUAAGGAAUCCUCAGGUCAGAUUCUGAAAUAUCACCUGAAACCUGGAGUGUUAUUGUGGCAGUUGGAGGUUCAUAGGAGUAGUUGCCUCUGUGAUGGCAUGAACUAGUGUUGUUACUCCCGUGAAGACACUUUGUUCCAUCAGAGUCUGUCUUCUCACAUAUUCAAGAAGACAUGUUACUCUUUCUGCCACAGAAGGAUCAUUGAGUGCUGAGGGCAUGCUUCUGUUGAUGACCUACAUUUAACUCCAGUAAAUACAUUUUGCAUGUCCAUGUCAAGUUUUAUUUCAGCGUUUGGGGCACAUGACUGAGAAUUUGAUUUUGUUCCUGUACCACUUUUCAAGUAUAUCAACUAAGUCAUGAAUCAUAAACUUAACUAUAAUAUCAGUAUUGCUCAGCACUUCUGGAUUUAGGGUUAACUUCACUAGAUCCUGAAAUGUUUUAAAUCAUUUUAUUUUAUAGAACUGGUUACUUAAGCUAUAAAACACUGAUCAUGCACAUUGUAUCAGUAUUAGGGGAGCCUGGCCAAACCAACCAUCCAAAGUAUCUGUGCACUUAGAUUUAUUCCAGUAAUAUGAACUGGGAGACUUAGAAACUUUUCAGUAGAUAUGUGUAUAUGUAUAUAUGUAUACAGGUAUAUGUGUAAAUCUUACCAUCUUUGCCUCUAACUUUUACUUCUCCUUUCUCUCCUCCAUCUUCACCUUUACGAAAGUUUUCCAGAAGGAAUUUUCCCUAUCUUCUCUGAGCACAUAUACAGUACACAUACGCAUUACACAUACACACACAGAGCAAUUUGAUAGAUGUGUAUUUGCAUACUUAUAAUUAGAUUUUCUUUUUUUUAUAUAAACUUUUGUUGUAUUUUGAUCAAGCUCUGAAGUUUUCAUUGCUUGCCUGACGAAGAGUACAUGAAAUGCAACAUUUUGGUGAUGAAAUUAUUACAUGUAUUUUUCUGAUUUGAGACGUCCGAUUACUUAAAUCUAAUAAAGUUUUGAAAUAGAAUUCUGUACAAAAGUUUUAGAUUUUUAAUGUAUGAGUGAUGUAUUCAAGAUUAACAAUUGUGUGAGUGAUAGUUAAGUAUAUACUCAUGUUAGUGUAAAUAUAUACGUGUGUAAAGAGGGAAGUAAAAGUCAUGAUGAAUGAUGAAUUAUAUGCAGCAGAAUCUAUGGCUUUUAUUCCACAAAGUAAUUUUUAUAAUUUUGAAUCCUUAGAACUUUGAGAAAAGUUUUCCAACAUAUAUUUAAAAUGUAUGAUUUUUAAAAAGAAUUUGACAUUUGUAGAACAUUAAGACUUGCCUUUAAUUACAUUAUGUUGUCUUACGUCAGUUAGCUUGUUAAAAUUCUUGUGCAAGGGUAAUAUUAGUUUUCUCUUGUGAUUGUCUAAAUUAUUUCCUCACUAAAAUGUGAAAGUUUCUGCCUAAUAAUGCAGAAUAGUGUACCUCUUUCUUCAGACAAAGACUGGUUAUUUCUAAAGAUAUUCUAAUGGGGUGUAGGAAACCAAGUAGGAGGUGUAUAUUGAAGAUUACCUCUUCUAUAUAGCUGUUGCAGGUUCUGGAGUUGCUUUGUUUUGUGUGUGUCUGUGUCAAUCUUUUUAGAGUUCAAAAUAAAGAUUCACAGCUAAA
Molecule: messenger RNA, 5856 nt
Organism: Penaeus vannamei (Pacific white shrimp)
Lineage: Eukaryota; Metazoa; Arthropoda; Malacostraca; Decapoda; Penaeidae
Source: RefSeq, a predicted model, not a curated record